Gamsiella multidivaricata is the source of this 3740-nucleotide messenger RNA. RefSeq lists its product as uncharacterized. Gene Ontology annotation, biological process: regulation of transcription by RNA polymerase II. Gene Ontology annotation, cellular component: nucleus. The transcript has 2 exons. Lineage: Eukaryota; Fungi; Mortierellomycota; Mortierellomycetes; Mortierellales; Mortierellaceae. Gene Ontology annotation, molecular function: transcription cis-regulatory region binding. Bases 152 to 3718 code for a protein of 1188 amino acids. The record is from RefSeq and is a predicted model, not a curated record.
GUACCCUUUUCCCUCACUAAAGCAGUAGCUGCAAGUGAUCGUUUGCGACUACGGUCAUAGUGUCCCAAAACACCAAAAACACACCAGAUACUCCACUCUCCAAACUUCGCCCAUCACACACACCCAUUGUAUAUACAGCAUCUCUCUACCCAUGGCAUCGUCUAUCAUUGCUUCUUUUCCUAAUCCUUCAUUCAAUACCAUCCCUCCCUCACUUUCAUCCUAUCGCCAAAAUACAACCAACCCUCAGCAGCAUACCACAAUGACCAAGGACUCAAUAACACCUGCUUCUGCCCCAUUGCCGCUUCCCUCCCUGUCCGGUCCUAUCCCCAUCUAUGACACACCCAACUCGCCACGUCGAUCAAUGUCGCCCAUAAAUGGCGCUGCCUCUGCAAUGAAGAACUUUCUCCGGCGGAGGCGGGGCACCAUCACCAGUAGCAUUAGUAAUAGCAGCAAUAACGACAGUAACAUCGAAACACAGCAAGACACCAACAGUACAAGCAGUAACAGCAGUAGCCACGAUCAACCACUAUCUGAAUCACUCUCCCUUGGACUCGCUCAGUCGUUUGUCUUUGUAGGAGGAUAUGGUGUCGAGCCCGGAACGACAACGCUCGUCUAUGAUGUGGAUUUGUCUUCUGAAUGCGACUCUCCAACGUUCCCCAAGGACCAGGCCGCAGUCUUGAGUUCCUCCUUUGAGCCCGGCGAGUCGGUGACUAGCCUCGAUGAUUUGGCUUCGGAGGGAUCGAUGGAACAGGCGCCGACCUUCUCACAGACGAUGAUGGUCCACUUUGACGGUGACGAGACGCUUUCGAUGCGCCCAUCCGUGCGUCGAAUCAGACGCUCGCGUCAUAGGUCGAUGACUGCCGGGGUACCGAUUAACUGUGCGGAGUUUGCUACUUUGAUGUCUAUGGCCGCUUUAGACGCUGAAUCGCCGAACGACUCGGACAUGAUGAUGGCUGCUGCAACGGCUGCCUCAGUCCAGAAGAGAUUGACGAUGAGAUCGAUAUCGAUGGACAGUCUAAUGUCGACCUUUACGUCAACGGCCGUUCAGGGGGAGGACGGAUGUGAGAUGAACGAUGCUGUGUUUCAGGACCGCCAGGACCAACCCCAGCUCGAAGCACCAUCCCCGGACAGCGCUAGAAGUAACGAGAUUCAGAAGGGUGCUGAGGAAGAAGAGAAAACUGAGCUCGAUGAGACAGAUACGUGUGGUAGCAAUUUGGACAGUGAGCUGGUUUGGUCGUUGGAUGCGACGGACAUGCCUGCGGAGAGUUUCAAAUUGCAGUUCACGCUUGAGGAUUUCAAGACUGAUACAGAGGAGGAAGAUAAUGAUGAGGCGGAGCAGAGCAAGGAUGGUGAUGAGGAAGAGGAGGAGCAACCUGCGGAGCGGCAGAAGCAUCAUGAAGAGCAAUGGGCUGAGUAUUUACAAACAGAAAAGAAGCAACAGCAACUCCAGCAGCAUCAAGAACAAGAACAGCUGCAGCUGCGGCAGCAAUUGCAGCCGCAACCGUCGCUGAUCUACCAGAACUCUCUCAGGCUCCUGGUAGGACAAGCUUUCACGUCCUCAACUCCCUCAAACAGCAAAAUGACUAGCAACGGCAACGAAAACAAUAGCAGUAUCAACGGUACUGCCAAGCGGCCAACCGCUGGUGCCGCCUCUGCACACCUCCAGAACACGCUCGAGGAUCUUGAGAAGGAGAUUGAUGGGUUUCAAUACAAGGAGUCUGACGAGAUCGAAGGUCGCUCGGGCGCGUCUGUCCCAGUACAGAGUAACAAGGUCCUGCUGGUCUCGAAUUGUUCCUCACCGACACAGUUCUAUGAUGCACCGCAGACACGGUAUGCGCUUCAAACGUUCUUGGCGAGCGGCGAACGAAAGUUUGAGGAGGUGGUCGAGUACGGGUUCCCGUCCGAGGUGCUUUGUAAUGCAGAUGGCCGAGCUGGCAAGCACACGGUAACUGGUGUUAUUAAGCGGGAGCAGCGGAAGAAGCCAGAGAGGUGUCGGUAUGUGACAUUGAGGGUUACACUGACGCCCUGGCAUGCGAGAGCGGACGAGAUCAAACUGUAUGGUCCAAUGGGUGCGCCUGGCAAACAGUUGCAGUUCAGGUCGAUGGUCCAUAGGAUCUUUUCACGGUCGCCCAGCAACGGCAGUAGCGUCGCCUCGUCUCCACGUCUCACGGCUUCUAUGAGGGUGCCCUCGAGCCGGGCCAUGGUUAAUACGGAACAGUCCAUGGACGCUGCUGGGACGCGGCGUCCACGGGGUUUGACCGCCAAGGAAGCGAUGGAGUCCGAUACGGCCACGCCUUGGUCGGAGCCGAUUCUCACACCGCCACCAUCCGGGCGUUUGGAGCCUAGUGACCUGUCGCGCGCCACGAGCUGUAUCUUUGACAAGACCCAAUCCGAAAGCCGGACCAGCGACCGCACCUUUGGAAGGGUGAGCGGUACAGUCAGGCAACAAGACAAGGUCAUCGUGAUGCCUCCUUCUCCAGAUCCAUCGCCUGCUCUGAAUCCGCUUUCGUCGCCAAAGGAGAUUCAGGUCCAGACUCAGGCUCAGGCGCAGGAGAAGAAUGCUUUGAUCGUGGGUACGGGGAUGAUCUCUCCUCCUGGCACGCGUUCAUCAUCGCCGAGCUUUCAUUACCAUUCACAGUCGCAACUUCCAAGGAGGGAAUCACUCUCGCCGUUGUCUGUUCCGAUCAAGAACCUUUACGAUAGUCCCUCAACACCCAUCAUGGCGCCCAUGCCCAUGCACAUGUCCUUGCUGUUACCGUCAUCGUCGCGCCAUAAGCACUCCUCAUCCGCCAACGAAACAGACGCGUUCCGCGAGAGUGUUAUCACCCCGAUUGAGAGCCCAGGAUCUGAAGGUACAACGAUGUCUACCUCUACCAAAGAUUACUUUAGUCGCCGACGUGCCGAGAGGGGAGCAAGUUACCGGGGCGAUGUGAGUCCUAGCUCCGGUCCUGGUGCUAGUCCUGCACUUCAGCCCCAGCAGCAGCAGCAGCAGCCGAGACGGAGUUCGAGGUAUCCAUACCAGCUACAUGCACAGUACCAGGAGCAGGUGCUCCGACAGCAGCAUUUGGCAGCGCGCUCGCCCGUUCCAUCUCCGCACCCACGUACGGUGUCGACAAUAGAGCAACAGCAGGAGUAUUAUCAAGCUGCAGCGGCCGCGAUGCAGCUGCAGCUGCAGCAACAGCAGCAGCGGCAACAGAGGGAGCAGAAGGAGCUGGCGCAGGCGAAGCAGGGCACCAAGCUGUUCCAUUUCUCGUCGAAGGAUAAGAAAAAGAAGUCGAGCACACCUAUGGUCUCGGUCUUGGAGCUGGAGGACGCUGAGGUCGAGGAGGAGGAGAUCCAGCAGCAGCCGCGUGUAGGAGCUAAGAGCUGGAGGCGACAGAGUCAGCGUGUCGUUGCCUCGGGUACUUCUCAGAACUACCACGGCCAUAGCAACAACAACAGCGGCGGCUACGGCGGUGCAGGAUACCAGCAGCAGAUGGUGUGCGCGCCGUACGAAGUUUCGAGGCGGGAUGAGAAUGAUGACCAGCAAGGCGCGGAGGCGUACUUUGAGACGAAUGUGGACUAUCAUAAUCACUAUGGAAAGGGGCACGGGCGAGAAGGCGUAGAAGAGUAUUUUGAUCGUCAGUCGAAUGCGGCUUCUGCGGCAGCCGUGGGUGGAUGCUGGAGGGAUGUACAGUGUUACCAGACGGAUAACAUGAAGGAUUAUGCGUUCCCGUGAAGUCGAUAAGAGGAAGGCAUAG